ACCUCGUUCUCUUUUACUUCUUCUUUUCUUUUAUAUAUCAUGCCAGAGACACCAGUAAAACAGUCUCGAAAACCUGUGGACGGUCCCUUUAGACAACAAAAGCUACCUGCUUGGCAACCAGUGCUUACACCUCGAACAGUGAUACCUGCGCUGUUUGUGAUUGGCGUUGUGUUUAUACCUAUUGGUGGCUUGCUUUACUGGAAUAGCGGCAAUGUGAGCGAACUCAUGAUUGAUUAUACCACCUGCAACCAAUAUACCGAGCCUAUUUAUUUAGACAGCACAAAAUACAGCCUUCAAUUCUCGACAGGAUUUAAUCAGUCAAGUCUAGAAUCACCUGCAUUUCAUGUAGAAAGUGCUUCUGAGUUUCUUGAUUCGAGCUGGAAGAAUCCAAACAAUUUAGUUAUUCAACGCUGCAUAUUGGAUUUUACUGUGCCUGAGACAAUGACAGGACCUUUGUUUAUGUAUUAUCGUAUGACUAACUUUUAUCAAAACCAUCGACAAUAUAUCAAAAAUUAUGACGCUACACAAUUAAGUGGCGAUAUUGUGGACCAAAGUACUUUGAAUACCAAUUGUGGACCUUUGGGUGUAAAUCAGGACAAUCUUGUUAUUUAUCCUUGUGGAUUAGUAGCUAAUUCCAUGUUUAAUGGUACUGUCUUUCUUAGGAUUGUAUAUGUUAUUCAUGCAUCUAUAGACACAGCUUCAGACCUAGUUUCUGUCACAUCCAAUGCAAGCUAUAGUUUUCAACGAACAGGCAUUGCAUGGCCCACAGACAAGAAAAAAUACGGAGUGACAAAGUACAAAAAUUCAGAAAUUGUACCACCUCCGAACUGGUCUCUUCGUUAUCCUGAUGGUAAAUACACUGAUGAGUAUCCCGCUCCUGACUUGAGCAAUAUGGAAAGGUUGAUGGUAUGGAUGCAUAUGGCAGCCUUGCCUGAUUUCAGAAAGAUUUGGGGACGCAACGAUGUGGAUCCAUUACAGGCAGGUCGUUGGCGAAUUGCUAUUGAUAUGAAUUUUGAUACAACCAUCUAUGGUGGUAACAAAUGGCUUGUGAUUUCGACAACUUCACCUUUAGGUGGGCGUAAUCCUCGUUUGGGUAUUGGCUAUAUUGCCAUUGGUGUUAUUUCUAUCUUUUUUGGUAUUUUGUUUGCACUUCGCCAUUGCUUUAAGCCUAGAAAACUCGGUGAUCAAUCUUAUCUUUCAUGGAAUCAGCCUGGCGGUGGUCUUCCUGCCACUAAGCGAAUUAAAAAGACCUUACAUCAAAACUAAAAUAAAUGUACGGUU
Molecule: messenger RNA, 1281 nt
Organism: Gilbertella persicaria
Lineage: Eukaryota; Fungi; Mucoromycota; Mucoromycetes; Mucorales; Choanephoraceae
Product: CDC50/LEM3 family
Exons: 5
Coding region: 40-1266 (408 amino acids)
Cellular component (GO): endoplasmic reticulum; plasma membrane; Golgi apparatus
Source: RefSeq, a predicted model, not a curated record